Molecule: messenger RNA, 3603 nt
Organism: Hipposideros armiger (great roundleaf bat)
Lineage: Eukaryota; Metazoa; Chordata; Mammalia; Chiroptera; Hipposideridae
Gene: CAB39
Product: calcium binding protein 39
Exons: 9
Coding region: 218-1243 (341 amino acids)
Biological process (GO): intracellular signal transduction
Molecular function (GO): protein serine/threonine kinase activator activity
Source: RefSeq, a predicted model, not a curated record
CGCCGCCGCCGCCGCGGGAGCCCGUCGCCGGGAGCCGAAGCCGGGGGAAGACAACGGAGGGGCCGAGCGCCGGAGCCGCGCCGCGGGGACCCAGCGAGCAGCCCGAGGCGGCGGCGGCCGAGGACGGGGACGGCGACGACGCGGAGGCGGAGAGGCAGCCGCUCGGCCCAGCCCCGUAAAGUAGGCAGAGCGCAGCGAGGCGUCUGUCGCUGCCGCCAUGCCGUUCCCGUUCGGGAAGUCGCACAAAUCCCCAGCAGACAUUGUGAAGAACCUGAAGGAGAGCAUGGCUGUUCUGGAGAAGCAGGACAUUUCGGACAAAAAGGCAGAAAAGGCUACAGAAGAAGUUUCCAAAAAUCUGGUUGCCAUGAAAGAAAUUCUCUAUGGCACAAAUGAGAAGGAGCCGCAGACCGAAGCAGUGGCACAGCUCGCCCAAGAACUAUAUAACAGUGGGCUCCUGAGCACCCUGGUAGCUGAUUUACAGCUCAUUGACUUUGAGGGCAAAAAAGAUGUGGCUCAAAUUUUCAACAAUAUUCUCAGAAGACAAAUUGGUACAAGAACUCCUACUGUUGAAUACAUCUGCACCCAACAGAAUAUUUUGUUCAUGUUAUUGAAAGGGUAUGAAUCUCCAGAAAUAGCUCUAAAUUGUGGAAUAAUGUUAAGAGAAUGCAUCAGACAUGAACCACUUGCAAAAAUCAUUUUGUGGUCAGAACAGUUUUAUGAUUUCUUCAGAUAUGUCGAAAUGUCAACAUUUGACAUAGCUUCAGAUGCAUUUGCCACAUUCAAGGAUUUACUUACAAGACAUAAAUUGCUCAGUGCAGAAUUUUUGGAACAGCAUUAUGAUAGAUUCUUCAGUGAAUAUGAGAAGUUACUUCAUUCAGAAAAUUAUGUGACAAAAAGACAGUCACUCAAGCUUCUCGGUGAACUACUAUUAGACCGGCACAACUUCACAAUUAUGACAAAGUACAUCAGUAAACCUGAGAACCUCAAAUUAAUGAUGAACCUUCUACGAGACAAAAGUCGUAACAUCCAGUUUGAGGCCUUUCACGUUUUUAAGGUGUUCGUCGCCAACCCUAACAAGACGCAGCCCAUCCUCGACAUUCUCCUCAAGAACCAGACCAAACUCAUCGAGUUCCUGAGCAAGUUUCAGAACGACAGGACGGAGGACGAGCAGUUUAACGACGAGAAGACCUAUUUAGUCAAACAGAUCAGGGACUUGAAGAGACCAGCUCAGCAGGAAGCCUAACUCCCCACAGACACCCAAAGUAUUAGAUCCAAACCCAGCACCUGCCCCUCAGCAUCAGGCUCCCACCGACCCAGGAGGGACAUUACUGCUAAUCUGCUGUUAAGUGAACGGUUUUCCAUUUUUCCUUGUUUUGUUUCGUAGUCCAAGUUGGAGAACGUAGCUGCUGCUUUCUUGCACACUAGAGCACGCGUGGACUUUCUCUUGAUCUUUGUGUCAUUUCAGGAUUCAAAGACUGUUUGCUGUAGGAGUUCUGAACAUGGCUAGGUUCACGAAGGCAACUGUAGAGGUGACAUGACAGUGUGGCGUAGGGCGGGAGGGCAUCCCACGGCCCCGGACACCUACCAACGGGUUCACAUUUCUCUGUGGGAGAGCGGAGCACGCAUGCUUGGCGAGGCCGGCAGCCUUCGCUAAAGGGCUGUGUUUGAAGUCAGAGAGGAACUGUGCCCAAGAUGUGAGCUUUCUGGGGGGAUCAAGUUGACAUGCGAAUAAAUUGAUACUGAAACUUAGCAACUUCUUAAAAGUGUGAAGCUUCAUGAGGUCAUAAGGAAAAUGUAUAUAUGCUUUUCACAGCUUUCUAGAAUUUUUUGACAUUUGAUUUUCUUGAAACUUGUAAACCUGGGUAUGUUGAAAGGCAUUUGUUAAUUUCCCUUUCAGAAGGUCUUUUAAAACUAGAACUAGCAGCGAAACCUUGCAUUUCAUUUCAACAGCGCUUACAGGUUUCUUUUGUAUAUAAUUCUUAGAAUGCUCAUUUCUUUUAAAUGAUUUAAUUUGUACAGCAGAGGAAUGUUAUUGUAUUAGUAUGUAACUAUUACCUAAUAUUGAGUUUUUGCAAAAAACGAAUGCUCAUAUGUAAUUGAAAUACUUCAGAUCACAUGAAAAUGCUGAUUUAACAUUUAAGUAUCACAGCAUUAAAAGAACAAAAGUAAACCAAUCCUUUGUAUUCAGUUAUCUAAUGGGUGCCAUCAACACGCUAAAAUACAGACUUGGAACUCAGUCAGCUACACUUUCCUGCAUAAUAUUGGCCUUAUUCAUUUAAAAUGAGUCAUGAGUUUGCUAGAUCUAUGAAUGAUACCGAUUAUGCUAAAUUAAUGCUGAUUCUUUGUGUGUGUGGGAAACCUCUGUAGAGCACCUUUUCUUUUUUAGAGUAAGUAAUCCAGUACAAUAGUUGUGAAACUGAAUAAUUAAAACUUUGGCUUCUCUUAGGAAAAGAAGAGUUCCUAGUCAUAGGUGUCCUAUGGGGAAAUUUAUUUUUUUUAAUGUCCUAUUCCUUAAUGCUGCAAAUUAUCAGUAUUUAUAAAGUACCUGAUUUUGCACCACUUUUUUGUUACUGUGACCACGGCAGAACAAGGUCUCCUAGAAUAUAUCUGAGUAAAGUUAAUAGAAUGGUAUCUGUUCAUCUUAGUGAUACGAAGAUCACAACUAACAACUUACAAAUCAGUUUGCCAGUUCGGAUUCAGCAUGGCUGUAGCUGACUAAGAAAUUUAUAUAAUUGUUCUUUGCUAGCCUCUCUUACUAAUUGAAUUAUUUAUCAGCCAGUAAAUUGAGACUCCCAAGUGAUGUUUCAGCAGGUUGUAAGACCUCCUUCUAGGAAGACCACUUAGGAAAAAUAGCUCCAGAAAAUAACGAUGCAUUUUAUUCUAUUUAAUUAAAAUGGCAGUCUACAUUAUAAUUGGUUUUCCUGAGGCUGUCUUUACCAAAAUCGGUGUAGUCAUUCAUCUGUUUCCAUCGGCAGUAGGGAAAGCAAAACCUGAAAUGAAAACACCCAAGAUGUUGAGGAAGGCAGACUUGGCUGUGGUGAAACGUCUGGUUUUUGUGGUCUAGUGCUGGGUGUCUGGGUUUAGUGUGAAAACAUUAAUUACACCAAGCAGAAGAAAGGUUUCCUUGGCAAGCUGCUGCUUUGAACUUGAAACAACAAAACAGCUUCCACUGUGGCAAGGCUACGGAGCGCUAGAGCAUGGAGGACAGAGGGGCAGCGUGUCAAAGAAAACACCCACGCGCUACUGGCGUUACUGUCGGACUGCCAUCUGGAGAGAGGCAAGAUUUGGGGGCUUUUUGUUUUUAAACAAAAGUGUGCAAACAUUCAAAGUUGAAAAGUUGCAUUUGAAUUUACGAUCAUUUAAUAUAUUCAUGUGAGUGUUACCAAAAUUAUUAUACUGGAAGUGGUUUCUUUUGUGUUAUAAAGAUUUACUUUUACAUAAGUCAGUUACUCAAUGUGAUUUUAACCCUUUAAAAAAGGUGGAUGUAUACAAUUGUUAACAAUGCCAUAAAAGCAUUUCCUUUCUCCUGAGGAAAAGUAAAUUUCUUAUCGGACUAUCUGGCUGGCCCUGUAAUUUAAAUUAAAAUAAAAUUUUGGAGAAACA